GAUGGAGUUCUCCGCUCGCUCCGCGGUGUCUUGCCGUAAACUGGAAGCAAUCGUCUGAACUCCAUUUUUUCGUCUGCACAUCUGCAGCCAGCCAGCAGCGGCAGCAGCAGGCGUCAUGUGUGCUCGUGUGAGCUCCGGAGGUUGCGAGGACCGAAACGCCGCGGACAUGUAACGCUGGACGGAUAAGCUGGUCUAAAAACAUCGAGCCGACAUGUGCUGCUGAUUCGAGGGGGCCGACUGGUAAGAGGUGCCCCUCCCGUCACGGUGCUCCCCAGCCGGUGUCCCUGCUGCCAUGGAGGUGGGCAGCCUCCCCGUGGAGCUGUGGAGGGUUAUCUUGGCCUACCUCCCUCUGCCCGACCUGGGCCGCUGCUGCCGGGUGUGCCGCGCUUGGCGGGAGCUCAUCCUGUCCCUGGACAACACCCGCUGGAGGCAGCUCUGCCUCGGCUGCCCCGAGUGCCGGCAUCCCAACUGGCCCAGUCAACCCCAUCUGGAGCCACCAUCCUGGAGGGAGGCCCUGAAGCAGCAUGCCCUAGCCACCCGCACCUGGACUCAAAACGGGCCCGAGCUCCAGUCCUCUGCCUGCCUGCUCUUUUUCCGCCGACGAAAGGACCGCAGGGUUUGGCACGUGGGGCCCGGGUGCGAGUUUGAGACCUUGCGCGGGGCCCUGGCGGUGGCGGGGCCGUAUGACCGCGUGGUCCUCCAUCCGGGGGUGUACGAGGAGCAGGCGGAGGUGUCGCUGAAGGUGCCCGUGGAGCUGGUUGGGCUGGGCCGACUGGGCGAGGUGGCCCUCCUGGUGUGCAUGGAGCAGCAGUGUCCCACUGCCAGGCUGUGCAACCUGGUUUUCAUGCCACCCUGGUUCUCCACGGUUGUAUACAAGACAUCAUGGGGUCACGUCCAGCUGGACAACUGCAACUUCGAAGGAGCCCAGCUGCAAGUCCGCGGCCCGGGAACCUGCCAGGCUCGGUUUUGCUCCUUCUCACAGGGCAGCUCUGCCCACUUGCUAGGCGUCGUCCUCAGUUUAUUGGACAGCUGCGACUUCUCAGGAAGCGAAACGGCCUCGGUGACUGUGGAAGGUCCCCCGGUGUCGGACAGGAACUGGGCCUGUAAACAUUUGGCCGCCCUGGCCAGGACGUUCCCGCCAUGCGGCGUGUUGGAGUGCGACGGUGUCCCCAACGGCCCUCGGGACGACUCCAUUGGUGGGACCCAACCUCCGGGCGCUCGUGUUAAAAAGGAGCACGUGAGCAUGGAGGACUGGAAGAGAAGGACCGGGGUGGACGCGGUCUGUCAGGGCACAGUGAUCGAAGAUGGCUGGAGUGAUUGCGAGCGCAGCGAGGGGGAGGAGGAGAACCGAGACGGAGGGGGAGCCUACGACACCAAAAAAACUUUUACACUGGAUUACAGAGUCCCGUAUGACCAUCACGGCCUGUCCCAUUUACUCAAGCCCCGGCCAGACGGCUCCCUGCCGCUUGCCUCGUCCCCUGACCCCCCCUCCGUGACCCCCGAGCUCCUCAGCCUUCACCAGGAAUUAGACAGGGACCCAGAGGCUCGUAUGUUGGCGGCCUCCACCCUCGGCUGCCUCAUCAGACGCUGCCUCUUUAGGGACGGGAAGGGUGGCGUGCAUUUGUCUAAUUAUGGUCAGGCUCGACUGGAGGAAAAUGUUUUCCGUGGGCUGAACUACGCCGUCCGCUGCAUCCAGAACUCCACAAUAGUGAUGCUGAGAAACGAGGUCUGCGAGUGCCGUGCGUCCGGCGUUUUUCUGCGCCUCUCAGCUCAGGGCCUCAUCGCAGAAAACAACAUCCACUCGAACGGGGAGGCCGGGCUGGACAUCCGGAAAGGGGCCAACCCCACCAUCUUGUGCAACAAAAUACAUAGCGGUUUGCGCUCUGGAGUUGUUGUUCUUGGAAACGGAAAAGGUUCAAUUCGGAGCAACCAGAUCUAUAACAAUAAGGAAGCGGGCGUGUAUAUUCUCUUCAGUGGAAAUCCUGUGGUGAGUGGAAAUCACAUCUUCCAAGGGCAGGCGGCGGGGAUCGCCAUCAACGAGAACGGCAGAGGGAUGAUAACAGAGAAUGUGAUCAGAGAGAACCAGUGGGGUGGCGUGGACAUCCGCAGAGGAGGCGACCCCAUUUUGAGAAACAACUACAUCUGUUACGGCUACUCGGACGGCGUGGUGGUCGGAGAGAGGGGACGCGGGCUUAUUGAGGGAAACCACGUGUACUGUAACAAAGGCUGCGGCGUGUGGGUCAUGUCAUCCAGCCUGCCGCAGCUCCUAGGCAACUACAUCGUCCACAACUGUAUGUACGGGCUGGCGGUGUUCUGCAGGAAGGACCCGGAGAACAUAGAGGCCAGGGAGGGGAACUGGCCCGGGCAGGAGGGGAUUGGCGGAGAAGGAGGAAGUGGCGAAGGAGAAGGAAGAGACGGGCAGGAGAACUUCAACGAAGAGGGCGAGCUGUUCGCUUGGGACAGCGAUCUGGACAGCGAGGACGAACGCCACUCUGCACGUCGCUCCAUCAGCGUGGCCCUGGUGGAGAGCAACUGCAUGAGCUACAACGGAGCGGUCGGCCUGUACGUGAAGAGCAGCGAGGCCCUGAACGUGUUCGCCAACCUCGUCAACAGCAACCGCGGCCCCGGCGUUGCCGUUCUCCAGAGCAGCCAGAUGACCCGACUCGUCACCAACUGCAUCCUCGAAAACGGUCGAGGCGGCGUCAUGGUGGAGAAGGACUGCAGAGUGGAGCUCCGCGGCAAUGGCAUCUAUGAAAACAGCGGCCACGGAGUCAGCUUUAAUGGCAACGGGCAGAUCACGGAGAAUGACGUGGUCGGAAACCGGGGGUAUGGAAUCCAGGUCUCUGGAAGUGCCGAUAUCAAGGUGGUGCGUAACCGCGUCCAGCCAGCGCAGGGCUGUGGAAUCGCUGUGCUGGGGCCGGUGAAAGGCGCCGUCCACGACAAUGUCUUGUUCCAGGGCCACCCUGGAAACAAAAAAACCCUUCUACAUAUGGAUCCCGGCAAUGAGAGCUGUGUGUUGCGCAACAACAGUAUUGUAAAGCAUAAUAACAGCCGUACAUCUUCUCCACAGUGGGUUUUGGAAAACCCUCCCCCCCGCCCACUGGCCAGCCCCCCCGGCGGACUCUCCUCCUCCCAGUAUCCGUCCCGACUUGGAAUUUCCAUGACCACCAGGAUCAGCGCAACUGUUGAGAGCGGGUGCCACAGCGGCAGCAUGUUCUGCACCAUCCUGUGAACGCCGGCGAGCACUUGCACACCGACAGGACCGGCGCGCUGGCCCCCGCACGCCUCCGAAAUCAUGUCGGCCGGGGUGCGGCUUGCCCUCCGUCAAAGGAGUAGGAGGCCACACCUGAGACACUAAAGGGCCCGUCCACUCUCCCGGUACAUCUGUGCGUCACAGCAUUUUCCUAAUCUAAAAACAAGGCUUUUGUAAUUUUACGAUUAAAAACGCUUUUUGCACUUCACACUGUCGUCAGCCUGCAUCCCACACGAAAGCUUUACCGUCGUCACUUUCCCCGUUUACCGUAGACACCGUUGGCUACGUUCGUUUGCUUCUGGGACUCUCUGGUUAGGAAGCGCACACUUAUUAAUCCUAGCAGGAGUCAAAGACUUCAGAGACGCCAGCUUCACCCAUAGGACAAAGUAAAGCUGUGCCUUGUAUGACUUUUUAAAAAUCAAUCAAUGAUUGUAGCUAGGGAAGGAAUGUUUAUAGUGUGAGGUGUAUAUGCAAAAAGAAAAAAAACAAAACAAAGCCAAAAUGAAGCUACUGCCUCUUGCACAGAGAUGUUGCCCGGUGAGUCUGUAACAACACGUCCUCCAUGUUUUUAUUUUGUUAGUGUGAUGCUCUUCGGUUUUCUUUGACAUUCCAGACACUCUCGGCGCGCUGCACACACUCACAGACUCACUCGGUAACAGCCGGUCAGAGAAAGGAAAAGGAUGUUCAGCGUGCAAUAUGUGAUGUCUACAAAUGUGCCUAUACGUCUUUACUGUCUAAGAUAGAUGUUCUCUCAUUGAGAAUUUGUUUACAUGUAGUCGGCUUAUUUUUUUGUAUCAUGGACUGCAAAGCAUCAAGUGACAAUAUCAUGCACAACUCAAAGUUCACCACUUUGUCUACAAAACACAUCAAUAAACAGCUCUUGUUCGUGGCA
Mugil cephalus (flathead mullet) is the source of this 4145-nucleotide messenger RNA. RefSeq names its product F-box protein 10 (gene fbxo10). The record is from RefSeq and is a predicted model, not a curated record. Bases 293 to 3232 code for a protein of 979 amino acids. Lineage: Eukaryota; Metazoa; Chordata; Actinopteri; Mugiliformes; Mugilidae. Gene Ontology annotation, biological process: ubiquitin-dependent protein catabolic process; protein ubiquitination; regulation of apoptotic process. Gene Ontology annotation, molecular function: protein binding. The transcript is spliced from 11 exons.